This is a messenger RNA of Rhizophagus irregularis DAOM 181602=DAOM 197198, 357 nucleotides long. The record is from RefSeq and is a predicted model, not a curated record. Lineage: Eukaryota; Fungi; Glomeromycota; Glomeromycetes; Glomerales; Glomeraceae.
AUGUGUCCUAGAUGUAACGAAGAUAUUGAAGAUUGGGAACAUAUUUGGGUUUGCGAAGCUAAUGAGUUUGAGAUAGAUGAACUUAUAAGAAAGUCAAUUUACGAGUUUGAAUUAAAAUUACAAAAAGAAGUGAUGGAUCAACAAUCACAAGUUUUAAUUGGGAAGAAAAGGUUUUGGGAAUUACUACGUGGAGUAUAUAAUGAGAAGUGUGAGGUAGUUGCAGAAUUAGAAAAAGAGCGGGGUUUGGAAAAAAGAGAUUUGAGGAAAAGGAAAGAAUCACCAACGAAGGACGAUGAUGAUGGAAUAGAAAUAGAAAGUAAUAAUAAAAAUAAAAAAACAGAUGAAAAGGAAAAAUAA